This is a messenger RNA of Pectinophora gossypiella (pink bollworm), 5597 nucleotides long. It is a transcript of the gene Acf, whose product is annotated as bromodomain adjacent to zinc finger domain protein 1A. Gene Ontology annotation, molecular function: protein binding. Bases 195 to 4487 code for a protein of 1430 amino acids. The record is from RefSeq and is a predicted model, not a curated record. Gene Ontology annotation, biological process: chromatin remodeling. NCBI's taxonomy places the organism in Eukaryota, Metazoa, Arthropoda, Insecta, Lepidoptera, Gelechiidae. The transcript is spliced from 25 exons.
UGGCUUGUCAACCGAAACCACGCAAUAAAUUUCCCUUGUAAUAUUGGCGCUAAAUGUACUAUUUUUCCGAUGUUCUUAUCCAAAAGGUAUAGCCAUCGAUGCGCCGUACAAAGUUAAGUGUGAUACGUAACCAGUGUUACUGUGGAAAGAACUGAAAAUCGUUUUCCCACUGCCGUGACCCGCGAACUCUCGACAUGCCUCUGUUGAAAAGAAAAGCGUUUCAGAAAUCGACGGCGUCGGAGUACUUGCGGGACGACGAUGAGGUCUUCCACUGCGAGAUUACCGACGAGAUCUUCAAGGAUUAUGAGGAGUACUGUGAGAGAAUCAUAUUGGUCAACUCUAUGGUGUGGACAUGUGAGAUGACAGGGAAGAAUAACCUGACGUACGCGGAGGCUCUGGAGAGCGAGAAGGCGGCCAGAAAGUCCCUGAAGGACUUUCCUAUGGAGCUCAGGAUCCCGAUUCUGUACCUUGCAGCGAAGACUAAAAGGUCUUCGUUUGCUGAGAUGUCUGAAGACGUGUUUAACUAUGUGAGGGAGAGGUACUUUGUGGGGGAGACAGUGGAGGCCUGCCUGGAGGGUGACCUGUGGCGGGAGUCCCAUGUUCUGUCGGUGACGGCACAAAAACAGCAUCCUGGGAGCAAAACAAUGCUUUCGCCGUCCGCAUACGUGUACGAGGUAGAACAGUUCGAUGAGGAGGACUCAGCGGGCGGGCAAGUGGGGACCGCGUCGCACGACCGCGUGCGUCGGCGCAAGGGCGUCUACACGCGCGACAAGAGCCGCCUGUUCCUCAAGCAGUUCGUCGAGCAUGCUGGCGGCGGCAUUAUUACUAUCAAGAAAUCAGCAUUGGACAAGUACAACAUUCACAAGACAAAUUUCGAUCAGUUGUUCACUGGCGACCCUCCAGAGUUCGCGUCCUCUAAGAAGUUAUUGAAGACCUCCCCCCCAUCGGCCAAGAAGGCGGCCAAGCCGGGGUCGGCCACCAAGUCCGCCAAGAAACCAAGCCCGGACAAGAGGAAGCAGGAAUCCAUGGACAAGUUCGUUAAGAAGACUGAUAAGUCAGAACCAAAGCCAAAAGCCCCCGCGGACCCAGCAGCCAGAAAGAGUGCGCAGGAGUUGGCGGAGAAGAUGCGGCGCGCAGAAGACCAGAUGCGCCAGCGCAAGGAGGAAGAGAAGGCGAAGAAGAAGGAGAAGCACGCGCGACUGCAGGCGUACCUCAAGGAGUGGCAGAAGGUCAAAGAUGACCUCGAACUUGAAGACCAUAAGGUAUUACCAAAAGGCACCCCUAUCGAGAUGGAAGACAUUCCACACAAGCACUUCGGCGACUUCCUAUCAGUCUUAGAAUUCGUCUACGUGUACGCUGAUAUCUUGAAGACAAAGGACACAUUCCACAAUGAACUGGAUAUCGAAACCUUCAGGAAAGCUUUGACCUUGAAGGAGUAUUCUGGUGUGUUCAGCGACCUCAUACAGAUGUUCCUGACAACUAUAUUCUCUCUCCAAGAAGACGAAGCCGAGGAUUACAAUGAGAAAGGAGGCAUUCAGGAGUCUACCGGUGAGCCACAAAUGGACACAGAGCUGGGUAUGACCCAAGCAGUGGAACUGGCGACCAAGGCCAGCAAAUGGCCGCAGACAUACCUCGGCACGCCGCUCAGCAAACUGCCUCUCGACCCCACCACAGUCACAGAAGUACUCAGGCUGCACCUGCUGUCGUCAGGCUCGGCGGCGGGCGGGCGCUGCGUGACGUGGCGCUACCAGCAGCGCGGCGGGUACUCCAGCACCGACGACGCCGGCCUGCGCCUGCGCAUCACCAACCCCGCGCUGCUGCGCCGCCUGCAGGGACAGCACGUGGCCGACCUGCAGCUCGAUGACAAGUUCCAGAUCCUGCAAUGCCUGAUGAACCAAGUGCUGAGCUACGCGACGGUGCGUGACGUCAUCGAGGAGAAGCUGGAGGAGCUCAAGAACACCAAACAGUCGCUGAGGAUGCUGCAGAUAAACGAACGCAAACGCGAAGCCCAAGUAACGGUCACCCGACAAGAGAUAAAGAAGGAGUUCGCAGCCAAGAAGGAGGAGUUGAAGCUGACGGGGGAGAAGGCGAAACAACACGAGGAACAAAUGAAGGCGGCGCUGGAGAAGAUUAACAAAGAGAGUGAGGAGAAGAAACAGGAGUUUGAGAAGAAGUUGAAGGAGUUACAGGUGCAGGUGUUCGACUACGCCUCGUAUGUCGGCACGGACCGCGCGUACCGCCGCUACUGGCUGCACCAGCGCAUCGGCGGGCUGUUCGUGGAGGCGGGCGACGAGCCGCGCGGCCCGUGCCGCGACAAGCCCGUGCCGCCCGCGCCGCACGCCCGCGGGGACACGCUGGCCUACGUCACCGAGCUGUUCGAGAACGAGAAGGAGCGAGGUAGCGACAAGGAGAACGACUCCGGCGCCAACUCGCGCGGCAACUCCCCCAAGAAGCCUCUUGCGCACCUCAACGGGCUCGCGCACAAACUGAACGGGCUCGAGGCUAACACCAAGCAGUACCAGGACCUGCUCGUCUGUACCGGGGACAUCUCCACCUGCUUUGUGCACGGGAAGGGCGAGUUCAGACCCCGCUGGUGGGUCUACCACACGGAGGAGCAGAUAGAUGCGUUGAUCCAGUCGUUGAAUAAGCGCGGCCUGCGGGAGAGCGAGCUGCGGCAGACGCUCGAGAUGGACAAGGCCAACAUCGUGCAGUACGUCACGCAGUGCCCGCUGCACCUGCUCAACCCCAACGUGGCACAGCCGCCUCCCGUCCACCACCUGACCCGGCAGCGCAAGUUCCAGCCGUCCAUAGUGGUCCCGCCCGACUGCUCGCUGUCUGAGGCCCUCGAGCUCUCCCUGCGAGACCACAUCCUGGAGCUGGAAGAGAAGAUCUUCCACGGCUGCCUGGGAGCGUUGAAAGUUAAGGACCGCGAGGCGUGGCGAGGCACGAUAAUGUUACGAGGCUAUGACAAGCAAGCCGACUACCUCACGUGGGGGCCGCAACAGCAAUACCGGGACGACUACCAUCUGCCCAAUGGAGUGCUCAAGCUGCCCAAUGGUGCGCAGCAGGGCGAGUCCAUCGUGGCCAACAAGUACCGCGACCCGGGCCACUACCUGCCGGGCGCCGGCGCCGCGCCGCCCGCCGUGCGCGGCCUGGCCUCCGCGCUGCUGCAGCUGGAGCAGGGCAUACACCACAAGUACCUCAAGAGGCCGCUCGGUCUAGAUGAGAAGGAGCGCAAAGACCGCGAGGCGAAAAACAAAUCUUUGGACCUGGAUGCUCUCGAGCGCUGGGAGGUAUCUCUCAUGGAAUGCAGCAGUUUCUCCGGCGUAGUGUUACAUCUGUUUACCCUGGACUCCUCCAUCACGUGGUCGGCUUCGAUCCUCAACGCCAGCUGCCGCGUGUGCCGCCGGAAGACCGACCCAGACAACAUGCUGCUCUGCGACGGAUGUAACAAGGGACACCACCUCUACUGCCUCAAACCUAAGCUCACUAAAGUACCACCGGGCGACUGGUUCUGCGAGCAAUGCAAGCCGCGGGAGAAGACACCGCGGAAGAAGAGGAAACUGUUCUCAGACGAUGACAUCGAGGAGGCACUUAACAGCGACGAGGAGUCCCUGAGCGCGGGCGUGUGCGGCGCGUGCGGCAGCGGCGGGCGGCUGGCGGCCGCGUGCGCCGCGUGCCGCGCGCGCUUCCACGCCGAGUGCGCCGCGCCGCGCCCCGCAAGGGCCGCGCGCCGCUGGCUCUGCGCCGCCUGCCUCGCGCCCACCAGAGAUCACGUGAUGCGGCGGUGCGCGGCCACCGCCAUCACCAACAUCCACCAGUACACGCGCGCGCUCGACAGCCGUCGGAACAGCAGCGAUUCGGACGACAGUGACAGUGCGCCGCUGGUCCAGCUCAAGACCAGGAAGUCCCACAGCAAGGAAACAUCACCAGUCCAGAACGGACAUGCGAAACGAGGACGGAAAUCAAAAGAUGAACUAAGCAGAAGUCAGAGAAAAUCAAAAAAUUCGCUCCCCAACGGUGUUCACGAGGAAAAAGUCAAGAAGCGCAGCAGUAGGCUGGACACACUACACACGGAAGCCCUGGACCAGCUGCUAAAGGAGAUCAUGAAGCAUAAAGACAGCUGGCCGUUCUACGAGCCCGUGUCCAUAGAGGACGUUCCCGACUACCUAGACGUGAUCGAUCAGCCCAUGGACCUGACGACGAUGCGAGCCAAGCUGGAGGAGCACCAAUACACCACAGACGAGGAGGUCAUAGCUGAUGCGGCACUGAUGCUGUCCAACUGCUUCACUUACAACAAGGACACGCAUCCUGUCGCCAAGGCGGGCGUGCGGCUCGAGCGCUACAUCAGGAAGCGUUGCGCGGAGCUGGAGCUCCCGGAGUUCCCGGAGGUGACCCUGGAGGGCGAGGCGGAGGCGGAGCCCGGCAAGCGCCGCGUGUCUGAGCACUCGGACGCGCCGCGGGCCAAGAAGCCCAAGCUCAAGUGAUGUGGGGCACCCACACGGUUCAAAGACUACGUGUGCUAUUGACAGUGAUCCUUCGUAUAUUGGUAAGGUGCACCAUUGCCAACGUCAAAUCAACCAUUAUAGAAGACGAAACGUGGUGGCUUGCUUCUCAAACGGGAAGCGCCGGUUCAAACUCCGAUACCGGAUUUGCACCAAUGAGUUAUAAAUUUAUCUUCAGUGCAGUUUUCACUAACACUGUUGUCUCAAUCAUUAUCUGGGUGAAUAUCAAAAUUUCAAGUUUGGUGGCGAAAUUUCAUAUUAUUGUUUCGUGAAAAAUUGGAACCGUUCUACACGCCCUAUCUAUGGAGUAAUAGCGAUUACUCCACCGACAAGAGCGCAGCUCUUAAAUAAAGAGAGAGAGAGAGAGAAAUUGGGUUCCGACAUGAAAAAGAUCCAAAAGGAUCCUCGGUUCCCAACCCAAUUUUUCACGAAAAAAAUAUAUGACAGUUCGCCACCAAACUUGGCACAUUUUGAUAUUCACCCUUAUACGGCUCAACAAUGUUGGUCUAACAGAAACCUCGGUGAGGUUAGGAUAGUUAGUUCGUCUUGCAAUGUACCUCUGAUCUAUCCCAAUUGGGAUAUAGUUAGCUUACGUUAUGUCAAAUCGAGGCGUUAUAACAGUUUCGUACAUAACCGCGCGCCGCGUUUUCAUAUCUCAGUUAGUCAAAUCAGAUACUUUUUACUAAACGUCAAAACACGGAAAUUACUAUGGAAUUUGAAUGAAAAAGCAACCUGUGACGUCAUAGAAAAACGUGACAAAAUGCGCACUUAUUAUUACGUUUUUCUUUAUUAAUAUUCAUAAAUAAGUUAAAUAGACAAAAGAAAACGUUUUUAUCACAAAUCUGUCUUUAUUUAGUAAUCAGAAUCCUAUCCAAUUAGAUUAAACAAUACAAGACUUUAGGACUUUUUCGAAUAACUUAAAGUCAAUUCUGAAUUUCUGAUUUUUAAAUAAAACAGAUCUAAAGGUGACAAAAAACGUUUUCUAUUUAACUUAUUUAUGAUUUUUUAAUAAAGAAAAACGGAAUAAUAACUGCGACAAUUUGGUACGUUUUUCUAUGACGUCACAGGUUGCUUUUUCAUACAAAUUCCAUA